UUCUGAUAUGAAAGAUCAUUUAGCAAGAUUCACCUCUUUUCAAUGUCAACCCAAAGACAGUACAGUUUGCAUCCUUUACCCUCCUGGCCGUGUAGAAAUCUCCCAGGAGUCCACUGGGUGUGGUCAGUUCCUGUUGGAGUACCUGUUGAAGAGGCUGGAGGUAGAAUCCUGCCAUGUCAAAAUAAAGGUUCUGAAGAUCUUCGUCCAUCUCUGUGGCCACGGAUCGCCUCACUUUCUGACAGAACUUAGACGGAACUCCACCUUCAUCCAGCAGGCCUCAGUUUACAGCGGUCCCCCUGAUCCCAUCCAUGGCAUUGCUCUGUAUCAGAAAGUGAGGGCCACAGCACAGGACAUAGUCAGGUUACUUUUCUCAGGCACAGCCUCUCCCCAGAGCAGCAAACUAGCCAUGCCCAACAUGGGUGAGUACAUUAUAUUGUUGUUAUUCCAUGUUCUGCAUGUCUACCUUACAUUUACAUGUUAGUCAUUUAGCAGGUGCUCUUAUCCAGCACUACUAACAAUUAGUGCAUUCAUCUUAAGAUAGCUAGGUGGGACAACCACAUGUCUCAGUCAUAGUAAGUAA
Salvelinus fontinalis (brook trout) is the source of this 580-nucleotide messenger RNA. Its product is annotated as AP-4 complex accessory subunit tepsin-like. Gene Ontology annotation, cellular component: trans-Golgi network membrane. The record is from RefSeq and is a predicted model, not a curated record. The coding region runs from base 8 to 481 and encodes 157 amino acids. NCBI's taxonomy places the organism in Eukaryota, Metazoa, Chordata, Actinopteri, Salmoniformes, Salmonidae. The transcript is spliced from 4 exons.